GGCGCUCAGUAGCACUGCCAGCGGCUCGAGCUGUAUCAGUACCGCCAGCAGUCUCAGCAGUACAACCGCCAACGGUAGCAGCAUAUCGAACAGCAGCAGCGGCGGCAGCGGCAGCGGCGGCGGCGGCGGCGGGAGCACUUCGGCGCUGCUGCUGCUUACCGGUCCGCUGCUGUCUGCUGAGGAGCUUCUGAGCGAAUCGCCCAGCGACCCGCUUCAACCCGUUGCUGCUGCUGCCCCAACUCCAAGAACAGCAAACACCGAGCAGCAGCAGCAGCAGCUGUCAUCGCAGCAGUCUUACCCCCAUCCGCCACCCUCACCGCCGCCCCCGCUGCUUCUAUCGCCUCGCUCUUCCCCUGACGGCUUGCGCGGUCCCUCUCCCUCCUCCUCUCCCACCCCCUGCACCUUGUCACCUCCGCCGGCUCGCCGCUCGCUCACCCGACGAAGCAGCACCCUCAGACAAGGCCAGCCCGAACUGGGCACCCUAGUUUCGAGCCUGGAAGAGGUUGAGGGUGACGUCACGGUGCUGCCAAGCCCAAACAGCUUCAUCGCGGGGGGCAGCUCCUGGCGUCGCGGGCAGAUGCAAAUGCUGGGCGGAGGGCCGACUGACGGCGGCUCGCCGGGCAGGCAGUUGGUGACGGGGGUUUCCGCCCUCAGCUGCGAUGGCGGCAGGAGAGACAUGGGCGGGGAGGUCGAGGGGGAGGGCGAGGGCGAGUGCAUUCUGUUGGGCAGUGGGAUGCUCUUGAGUCGUGCGGGGUCCCGUCGGGCGGUUACUUCUGUACAUACUUCGGAUGGGGGUGCGGCGGCGGGAACUAGCAGCGGCAGCAGCAGCGGUAGCAGUGGCGGCGGCAUGGGCGGGAGGCAGGUGCUGCACUCGUCGAGCCUGUGUGGGCGGAGUUUCGUGUUGCCUGCUGCCAGCCGGGAGGCUGCUGGGGGGGCGGCUGCUGGUGGGGGUGUGAACGGUGGCGGCAGUAUCAGCAGCGGCGGCGGCGGCGGUGGAGGUGGUUGGGGCGGCGGAGAGCGGGUGCCCUCCGCCCGACCCGAGUUGACAUCUCCAGGUGGAGGGGGAGGGGGCCUCACCAGUGCGCCCGGCCGCACGGGGGCUCCCCCGGCGGCACUGCCUCCCAUCGGGGACCGACGACAGACAUCCACUUGACGUCCCAUUCAUCGAGCUUCAUUUCUCCGGCUUGUUGGUUUUGUUUUUGGGUUUCUAAAGGGGAAGUACAGGGAGUUACAGGGAGACGGGGUGCCUGGCUUGGGCCUGAUGUGUUGCGGGCACAUGCUGUUUGUCGUGUGCGUUUGUUACGUUUUUCGUUCGUUCAGUGUCCAGCUGCUGCUGCUGUCCUUCUGUCAACAGGUCACAUACGUUUGUGUCAGCUGGGCAACGGGGUUUGUGCCGCGGUUGUGAGAGUGCGGCACUGCUACCGUCGUGAUGGCUGGUGGGUGGUGGUUCCAUGCACGCGUGUUGCAUCAUGCAACAACAGCAACAAUGCUGCUCCUUGAGCGUCAGUGAUCAGAGAACUUAAUCCGAGUGGAGUGGAGUGGUGGGGGUGGUUUUGUCCGCGUUUAGGACUGGACGGGAGGGGAUGGGGGGUUGCGAAACACACAACACAAGUAUCAUGUGGCUAUCUAUGUUGUGUGUCGCUGCAACCAGUAGUACAAUGAUGCAUGCGUGUGUGGCUGGCGUGAUUCAUACGUGCCCCACGUGCCCAUACGUGCCCCACGUGCCCCGCGUGACGUUACUUGGGGAUUACGUUACGUUCUCCCUCGAGGGUAAAAGUCCUGAAUCCUUCCUCUGAUGCGGUUGUGUGCCCACGCAUGCGAGAGGGGACAGGGCUUGUCGCAUGCUGCUAUUAAUGCGGCCCUAACUUCUUGCGUGGUUUUGCUCGAUAGCUGCCCGUGCGGGACAACCAAAUGCGGUUAUGGACGCUGUUAGUAAUGUGUGGAACAGCGUCCGUGUCCGCGACAUGCUUUGGAAUACUGGAAAGCAGGAAACGCUGGUUGCUGCGGCAAAGUAGGUUUGGUUGGCCGUGGCCCGCCUCGCAAGGAUGAUGGCAGGAGUCCCCUGUGUCCAUGGUUGCUGGUUGAUUGUUGCUGGUUAAAUGAAGAAAUCCCAGUUGGGUUGAACUGUGUCGGGCAGCCGAGUGCCAGCGGUGGCGGAGGUGUGUUGUGGAAAGCCUUCGCUCCCGUCUGUCAACUCGACCCAUGCAGGGUGUGUCGCAUGUGGCGCGCGCAUAAGGUAGAGGUCUGACGGGACCAUGCAUGGCCCUCUGACGGGGGGUUCGGGGCUGCGGACUGUGCACGAUGCCCCUCCCUGGCUAGGUAAGGCUGCCGCAUAGCCUUUCAGUCGCCUCGUGAUGACUUCUGAGCCGAGGGGUUGCGCGCUUGUCCUCACGUGUGUAGUUGAGUAGGACACGAGCAAGCAAUUGGGAUAGCUUCGCAUGUGAACCGCGAGUACAGGCAAAACAGAGGUGACCAAACCCGAAACGCAUGUCCUCACGUGGGUAGUUGAGUCGAGGAUGGCGGGGCCCCUCUCUUGCUGCGAUUACUGGGAACGUGGUCACUGGUAACGUGAUGCCUUUGGGAAAUGGAACGUGGGUCAUGAAGAGGUAUUUAUGGUGAGGUGGUUAGCUUGUUGCACUUGUUGUAGGAUUGUGUUUGGACGCUGAUUGCUUCGCCUGCUUGCUUGUGAGACGUUUUGAAGAUUGCGGGGAGGGCUGCGGGCGUCUGUCAUACGCGCUGUGAGCUCCUUUCGCCGCCUUCAAUAGGCCAUGAAUGUGGUUUGGAUGUGGCCUGUUAGACAUGAAUGUGGUUUCGGAUGUGGCCUGUGAACACUGCUUUCAGUGGAAUACUGAGAGAAUGAGAAUGAUGGGGCCUUUUCUGGGGGUGGUGGGAGUCCGAAUGGGAAACAAACAAAAGACGGUGAACGACGAUGCGCUGGAUGGGAUAACGUUUUCGAGGCGAUCGCAUCCUUUAAGGAACGGUUUGGAUGACAGGUCAGACGACGGCAUGUGUGCAUGCAUGUAUCCUACCCUUCUAUCCCACCCUGCUUGCCUGCUACCCUUUUGUAUAUGUCCGCUUACCUGCGGCUGCCAAAAGAGGAGACGUAACUCUACUGACGCUUUCGUGCGUGGUUCAGGGAAGGGAAGGGCGCUCUCAGCCUUGGUGUAUGACACCUAGUGCACACGCGAGCCUUAACGGCAUGUUUCCUUUUGGACGUCCCGGGCAGGAGGAGAAGGAGCAUGGCAGGUAGCAGCAGGGAAUAAGACGGAUCAGACUUUUCUGCGGACGGUUGGGUGCAGGGCUGUGCGAGUAGUACUGCCAUUUGUGCAUGCUUGUGAUCUGGGUUUUCCUUCUUCUUGAAGAGAGAGAGAGAGUGAAAGAGAGCGCUUAAGGUUAUUCGGUUGGGCAGUUGGCAGGAGGCAUUGAAGGGAGAGGGCUGUGCGGGCAGCAGCUUGUUCUUCAGCAGCUGCUGGGGGUUUUCCCUCCAGCUUGCCAAUAUUCAUUAGGGGAUAAGAGGGGCGCGCACGCUGUGAACGGUGCGUAUGCAAGUAAGUAGGGCAUGUGUGGGAAUAAUAAAUACACCAACUCCGCACAUUCGGGGAUGUCCUUUUCUAGCAAUUAGCACGCAUCUACUUCAAUUUCAGCGGGGGAGGGUGUCUAUGCGUGUUAUGCCUCGUGUUGCGUUUCAGGGUAGUUGGUAAAGAAUGUGGGCGGGCAGGGGAGGCAGGGGGCUGUCAAUAAGUCAGGUUUAAUGGAGCCGUUGUUGUGCUUAAGACAUGAGGUUGCUGCUUGUUGCCGCUGUGGGAGCCCCCUUGUUGCUCCCGUUUACUUCCCUGUUGUUUGGCGUUGCCUGGUUUCACCCUACCGCAUCUCUUAAAUAAGUAAUAUUUGUACUGUGUUAAUGAAGCGGCGAAGUUUGGAUCGAGUUUGGAUCAAGAGUUUGGAGUACGGUAUCUUGGUCAAUCAUCUUUUUCUACCCUACUACCAACAGAUACAACUUCCCUCCUGGGCAGUCCUUUUGAGGGCGCACAGGCACACACACACACACGCAUAAGCACACACAGGGGUUUCAUUCCUCCCUCUGCAAGCUCUGUGUGUGUGCCCGCCAUACCUCAACGCAUGGGGUGUUAUCCGUACGUACUGCAUUGCCAUGUGUUUCGAUGUUUAGCGGCUGCGGCGGCUGCAAAGGCCGGGAAAGAGCUCCGGAAUUUGGUCAACGUCCAUCACUUGGCUGGCUGCAUAAGCCACACGGCCUUGCCUCGGCCUCAAAAUGCUUCUGGGUCACCAUUAUUGUUUCAGGAUGGAAAAGUAGCUUCUGUAACACUUAAAAUGUUUUCC
This is a messenger RNA of Astrephomene gubernaculifera, 4338 nucleotides long. The record is from the annotation of a GenBank genome assembly. NCBI's taxonomy places the organism in Eukaryota, Viridiplantae, Chlorophyta, Chlorophyceae, Chlamydomonadales, Astrephomenaceae.